Messenger RNA from Cicer arietinum (chickpea), 1295 nucleotides. RefSeq lists its product as uncharacterized. The record is from RefSeq and is a predicted model, not a curated record. Lineage: Eukaryota; Viridiplantae; Streptophyta; Magnoliopsida; Fabales; Fabaceae.
CUAAUCGACUUUUCUUUUGUUAGUCUUCGUUUGGUUUUCGAGAAAAUUCAAACGAAAAUUUCUCAUAACAUUUUCCCGAGAAAGAAAAACCCUUACUACACUCCAUCUAAGCUUUAAGAACCAUUGACGCCGCUCAUGCGUCUCUCUACGACUCGAUUCUCGUAAUCAGAAAUGGAGCACUCUGAUCUGCAAGGACAAAGAAGGGAUAUGAAAAAUAAGGGAAGAAAUGUUGUGUGGUCAAUUGCAAUGGAUAAGUGUCUAAUUGAAGCCCUGGUAAUUCAAGCAAAAAGUGGAAACAGGGUUGACAAAUGUUUCAAUGAAAAUGCAUAUACUGCAGCUUGUGUAGCUGUAAACACGCAUUUCAACUUAAACUUGAAUAAUCAGAAAGUUAUCAACCGUCUGAAGACACUUAAGAAGAGAUAUAAAGUAAUAAAAGAUAUUCUAAGUCAGGAUGGUUUCAGAUGGAAUCCAAAUACAAAGAUGAUUGAGUGUGAUUACGACGAGCUUUGGAAGAGAUAUGUUGUGGCACACCCUGAUGCGAAAGGAUUUCGUGGAAAACAAAUCGAGAUGUAUGAACAACUUAAAAUUGUUUGUGGAAAUUAUCAAGCUCCAAGUCGUUGGGCAAAGAUGAAGGAUGGUAAUGAUCUAGUGGAAAUGAAGAAUUGCGACGAUGAAUCCUCCUUUGCAUCUCCUAGUUCAGAAAACAUGAGUGAUACAGAUGGAACUGAGUCGUAUAAUGGGCCUCCAGAGUAUGGCCAGAUACCUGACGGUUAUAAAGAGCCUCCAGCGGUCCAACCUCUAAGAAAACUUCCAAAACGGUCUCGUAGCUCAGAUGAGCUUCAGGAUGCAUUGAUGACAGUGGCAUCAAGCAUCCGACGAUUGGCUGAUUCGAUAGAGCGCAGCAAAUGCUCGAUCAAUGCCUCGGAACUAUUACAGGCUGUGAUGGAGAUAGAUGAGUUGGACGAGAGUAAACAGAUGUAUGCAUUUGAGUAUUUAAAUGCUGAUCCUAUCAAAGCCAGAGCAUUCUUGACUUACAAUACUAGAAUGAGAAGGAUAUAUCUGUUUAGACAGUUCUGGUAGUGGAGGUGACGCUGACCAUGUAUUGAACAUUUUGAUGUAUAGAAUAGAAUAUCUUGGGACUGUGUUGAACGGGUAUUCUCAAUUUGUUUCAGCAAUUAUUGAUUGUGUUUUAAGGAGAAUUUGUAUAGAUUACAUUGAUUGAUAGAAAAUAGCCAUUUGACAGGAACUGGAGAAUCUUGAGUCUCCUUCAAGCAAAUUUCUUGUUUUAUUUCCAA